Messenger RNA from Penicillium atrosanguineum, 1050 nucleotides. Its product is annotated as N-terminal C2 domain-containing protein. Bases 1 to 1050 code for a protein of 349 amino acids. Lineage: Eukaryota; Fungi; Ascomycota; Eurotiomycetes; Eurotiales; Aspergillaceae. The record is from RefSeq and is a predicted model, not a curated record. The transcript is spliced from 5 exons.
AUGCAGGCUUUCGUCCCCAAGAACAGAAGGCCUCGAUUUGAGCUAGUCUUAAGAAUUAGCGACAUCAACAAUGUUCCUUUGGGCAACGGCGCAGCUUGGGUACGAUGGCGCUUGCCAUCAUCAAGUGCCACAUCAGAGCACCAGGGUCAUACUGAGAAAGCAACCCUAUCGGACCAUCGCGCGUACUGGAAUUACGAAAAGGCUCUCCAGGUUAGGCUUACCAUUGACAGAAACUCAAUGCUCCAGGAAUGCGAAAUGGUUUUUGAAGUCAUUCAGGAGUUCCACUCAUCCCCAACCAAUGAAAAGAUCACAUUGGGCAAGAUCAAACUCAAUCUUGCUGAAUAUGUGGACAAAGUUGAAGAGGAUGAGGGCGUUGUUAGACGAUACCUGUUGAUCGACAGCAAAGUUAACAGCACUGUGAAAAUUGGCAUUGCCAUGCGUCAGUUGGAGGGAGAUCGCAAUUUCACAACGCCUCCACUGAAAUCCGCCACUGUGUUUGGGGGUAUCGCAAGAGUUGUGCACGUCGCUGACCCCAGCGAUUCCGAAGAGAUGGGUCAUAUGCCAUCAAUCAACACCAAGAGCAGGGAAAUUGCGGACAUGCAAGAUAUCUAUCGCCGCACCCUCGCAGCCUCCUGGACAUCCCGAGCGUGCGACCUUCCAGCAGACAAAUUAGUCGAGGAGUUAUUUAGUGGGAGUUCCUGCUGGACCAGCAACAUCCAUAACAGUCCCGAUCUUUCAGGGAACGAACAAGGGUCUCCCUUCCUUGGUGUUGAUUCAGCAGUGAAGCAAACUCGAUCAGGAAAAAGAUUAUCGCCCAGUUUCGAAAGCCGGCGUCCCAAGAGCUCUUCCAGCAACCAUUCCCAUGGUAGCAGCAAAACCCCCAACACAGUCUCCUCACAUGGCCACCCUCGCAAUGAUGGUAGCCUCGAGCAGCAAUUGUAUGAUGGGGCAAAGGGACGUGGGUGGAAGAGCCAGAACGCCGACAACGAAAGGUGUGAAUUCGAUGUUCGUGAAGAUUUGAGAAGCUGGGAGGUGACAGCAACUGAAUAA